Bactrocera oleae (olive fruit fly) is the source of this 3704-nucleotide messenger RNA. Its product is annotated as anaphase-promoting complex subunit 13. Gene Ontology annotation, cellular component: anaphase-promoting complex. The record is from RefSeq and is a predicted model, not a curated record. Lineage: Eukaryota; Metazoa; Arthropoda; Insecta; Diptera; Tephritidae. Gene Ontology annotation, biological process: protein K11-linked ubiquitination.
UUCAGCGUAUUUUAGAUUAUGAGUCUGGCACCUUUGAAAACAGCUGAUUGGAAUUAUAUUUUUCGUUAUUUGAUUUAACGCAAUAAAAGGGAUUUUUACAAAAUAUUAAAUUUCUGGUUUAACUCGAUAAAGUAUCACAAAAUAAUUUGUAACAAUAUGAUGGAGUAAAAUAGCAAUAAAUUGUGCAUAACUAUUGGAGUUCACCUUACCCUUAUUUUAACAUUAUAUUUGACAAUUUGUGACUUAACUUCGGUAGUGACAAGUGAAAUCCAAUAAAUAAUUAUAUUGAAGUCCAGUAAUGGACAGUCAGCCACUAGCUGAGGGUCGCUUAUUGGAUAUUGUCGAUAAUAAGUGGCGUGAGGAAGUUUUACCCUUUGAUCAGAUCCUUGUCCCGGCAGAUAAACUGCCAGAUCCAGAAGCUGAUGGUGGUGACUCACAUUUAACACUCAGCGAACAGGAACAAAAAUGGAGUGAUUUGGCCCUGAGUUCAUUGGCACCCGAAUCUUCUCUUGGAGAUCAAUUAAACAUUUCGUCUAUAUAAAUCAUUUUACAUAAUAACAUUUAAAAAUUUCUGUCUGCAAAAUGAAUCAGCAUCUCCACUCACCUACAAAGCUUACCGAAUUUGCGCGGGAUUUCGAAGAUGAAGAGACCGAAUCUAUACUGGGUCGCUUUGUGAACAAAAUACAAAACGUAUAUAAUCAAAGUUAUAACACUGUUAAUGAAGUAGCAAAUAGUAGUGCAGAUGGCACCUCACCGGCCCAAGUUUCGAAAUCAUCUUUUUAUGCUGACGAAAGUAUAGAUGCUACCGGCAACGCAAAUAUUUCUUAUGAAAAUUCAAAUUCCUGUAUAAAUAUCUCAUCAAUUAAUGUGCAUUCACCAAAUAAAACUGUCAAUAUGCAUAAAAAUCAUGACAAAUGUAAUUCAACCACAAAAAUCAUUACAAUAGAUGAAUCUAAAAACGAAAUGGAAGAACAAGUUUCGAGAUUACCAAACGAAAGCAGUGAGGGCCGCACCAUGGUCAAUGUACUAAAACGGAUGAGUAACUUAAUGGCGACAAAAAACAGUGAUCUACAAAAUUACAAAGAUACUGAGUUACAUCGUUUUUGGAUGCCUGAUUCAAAGGCAAAGGAAUGUUAUGAUUGUACACAAAAAUUCUCUACCUUUAGAAGAAAACAUCAUUGCCGCCUUUGUGGGCAAAUAUUCUGUUCCAGAUGCUGCAAUCAAGUUGUGCCUGGAAAAAUUAUUAAGUGUGCUGGCGACCUCAAGGUUUGCAACUAUUGCUCAAAGAUUGUACUUAGCUAUUUAAAAUCUCCAGACAUAGCAGUGGAUUUGCAUGCAGAUUUACAGGCCUUACAACAAGAUUUAACCCAAAAACUAGAAGAUAAAAAUGAUAUUAAUAACAUUGAGGUUUUGUCUACACGUGCAAUUUCAACUCGGAAGAUAUCUGUUGGAUAUCAAGAAGAGCGUUUUGCUACUCAUAUGAGUAAUUGCUUAUCUAUUGAUGAUCGAAAGAACAUACUUCAGCAAUCAAAUUCUUUAAUAACACUACACGAAGAAAUGCAACGUCAGUUGACACCACAGAACUGUGGCACGUAUCUAAUCGAUUAUAUGAUUUUACAUAAAAAAUCUUCAAAUAAGAUACAAGCUAUAGCAAUAUUAAAUGCAAUGUUAGCUGCUGGUUUUCUACAACCUAUAGUCCCAGAUUCUGAAUUGAUUGAUUUCGAUGAAAAUCUGCAUUACAAGUUUAUUGAGCUGAAUAAACAUAAUUUUAACAAUGCUUUUUUUAAGGACUCAACCAACGUUUCUUUGGUCACCACUCCGCAGAUUGAUAACAGUGAUGAACCACAGCCGCCAAAAACAAUAGAUGCCUCAUUGAGUUUUCAUUCCAUGAGGGACAUGGAAUUUGAGUCUUCAUUGUGUUCCACUACAACUACAACUAAGCUAUUGGAAUCUUACUGCGACUACGAAGAGCAGUUGCUUACUCAAAUGCUACGCACAUUCCAUUUAGAUUUGCGUUGGUCUAAAGUACUCAUGUCGUUAUGCUGUCGAGCAGCCAAUCAUUUCAAACCAGAAUAUUGCACCAAUGAGUUAAUGGACAUAAGAAAUUAUGUAAAUAUAAAAAAAAUACCAGGGGGAAAACGGCAAGAGUGUACAAUAGUAGGUGGGGUUGUUUUUUCAAAAAACAUUGCUCAUAAAGAUAUGGCUACACGUGUUGAACAUCCACGCAUACUUCUUUUACAAUGCCCUAUUGUUUACGAACGUAUUGAAGGAAAGUUUGUCAGUAUAGCAACAGUUUUGUUACAAGAAAAAGAGUAUUUACGACGUGUUUGCGAUCGGAUUAUGAGUUUCAAACCAAAUGUGGUAUUGGUGCAUAAAAAUGUUGCGGGCAUAGCUCAAGAUAUGCUACGCUCACAAGGUAUUACCUUGGUUUUAGAUGUGAAGCUUUCUGUAAUGGAACGAAUAUCUCGCACACUCCAAUGUGACAUUGUGGCUUCUAUAGAGUCCAAUAUAGCCCGGCCACAGCUCGGCAUGUGUGAUGCUUUCUAUAUUCGAAAUUUCAGUGAUGGUACUGGCAUUAAUAAAACGUUAAUGUUUUUUGAAAAAUUGAAUAAUCCUCGUGGCUUCACAUGCUUAUUGCGUGGAGGCUGUAAUAACGAGCUGGCAAAGGUUAAAAAAGUUGCAUCGUUUUUAGUGUAUGCGCGCUAUAACUGGCGAUUGGAAAUGUCUUUCCUCUUGGAUGAGUUUGCGGAUCCGCUUACACCAAAACUACCGAUUUUCAACUCGAAAGAACCAAGUCCAGAUGAUUUAUCUCCUGGUGAUAAAGAACGGAAAUUACCGUCGAUUUCCACUGUAAAAUUUGUGGUGGAGCGAAAAGCGGAGGAGAAAGUACAGCCACAACGAAAAGAAAUAAUCUCAAUGUCAAAGAAUGUUGCUGACUUUACUGAUCCACUUCGUUCCGUGGAGGUCGGCGCAAACAAAAUACCAGAAGAUCGACCUGUUGUAAAAUUAGCAGUUGAGACGCGUUACGAUAAUCGCUUUCGCACUGCACUCAGCUCAACUUUACUCUCGGUCAGCCCAUUUCUUAGCUUUCCAUUACCGUAUUUGGAAACCGAACAAGGUCGAAAAUGUGCUCUACGCAAACUAUUUCCAACUGAGUUAUUUUAUUCAAAAUUAAUGUCAAACAGGAAUAGCCUGCAUUUAGAUCGUAAUGAAAGUAUGGAAAAAAAAAUUAAAAUUAAUGCGAAUGAAACUCUGCUAAAAUCUCCACAUCCUUUUUUAAAACUCAAACUCACAACACCAUGGGAUAAUCGCGAUAUACAAAAUUUACUGGCAGAAUUUAGGUCAUAUGGUGGGCGUUAUCCAAAGAAAAAAAAUUCGUUUAGAAAAGUGAAUCAAGUUCCACAGAAGGUAAACGAGGAACUGGUUUUUAAAGAUGCGCUUGAUUUGGAGAACCAUCAAAGGCUGCCGGUACUAUUUUGCAGUUUCUAUUUCAAUCCGAAGUCUGCAUCCUCGUUUUGCGCCCCACCAACUUUGUUAGACAUGAAAUUUUAUGGGCAACACGAUAUUAUGCUUGGACAAUUCUUGCAACGCUACUGUUGUCGUUUAAAUUCGAUAUGUAAACUUUGCAAUUUGCCAAUGUUGGGGCAUGUGCGCCGCUACGUGCAUUCCAUGGGAUGUGUACAAGUUUUCCUCAGUGAGGAUAA